This is a messenger RNA of Pangasianodon hypophthalmus (striped catfish), 2235 nucleotides long. RefSeq lists its product as uncharacterized. The transcript has 4 exons. The record is from RefSeq and is a predicted model, not a curated record. NCBI's taxonomy places the organism in Eukaryota, Metazoa, Chordata, Actinopteri, Siluriformes, Pangasiidae. The coding region runs from base 90 to 758 and encodes 222 amino acids.
AUAAACUUUGCGAAACCAUGUAAGAAAACAUUGUGAGGAAAAUUCAGCCUUUGACUAUCGGCGCAGGUUUUACUGAUCAGUACACACCAAUGGAUAGCCCGAACUUUACCGAAAACGUGGUUGUGUACAUUGGACUGCCUGCUGAAAGACGUGGGAGGAUUCUGAACGCGCAUGGACAGAACGACUUGGCGGGCGAGAUGAAUAGAAACACUAUCUCUCCGCCGGCCGCCUCCAGAUCCACGAACAACAACAACAACAACAACAUCACAGCAGCCACCACACAGCGGUCCAGAACAGUCCAGGAUGUCUGUGAAAAAAAGCCAAGUUACCAUUCCAAGGUUUUGCUGUGCAGAGAUGAUGAACAGCAUAGCAAUGAGCAUACAACUGGAUGGCUGUUCAACAGGGAGAGGUGCCAUGAGGCCCAACAGACUUCCAUGAUCAAAUCUCGAACCACUGUAAUAGAACUCUUCAAGUGGAGCAGCCCACACUGCAAUCACAAAGAUGUCUUCAGGGUUUCAAAGUUCUUUUCAGUCCCGAAGGAUAGCUGUUUUACUCAGCAAAAUGCACUGUUUAACAUGGAGAUUCUUCAGGACAGAGAGCAGGCAGAACAAGGGAGUGGGAAAGGAAGGUGGACCAGCCACAAGAGGAACAAUUAUUUGGGGAUGAUGUCAUUGUUUGGCCCUGUCUCUUCACAUCUCUGGCCUGUUGAGAUGAAGCCAAGCUGCUCAAGCUCUCACAUUAUCUCACUGCUGGGAUGACUCCGACAUACAAGUAUAUAUUUCAUGGAGUUGGGCUCAGGGCCACUGACCACAGAUAUUGGAACUCGUCCUUGUACUAGGGGACAGUAUUCAAGGUUUAUUUAAUAUUCACAAAACUGAUUAUAAAAAUACAUCUUUUUGAAAAUUGAUAGAUACAACAAAUGUAACCUGUUCACACUAUUAGGCUAAACUUAAUAACCCAUUAAUGUUAACCCAUAUUAAUAAGCUAAAUGGACUUUUAUUGGCCUUUUAUGACUGAUUUUUUAUAUCAGCUGAGCUAAUCCUCUGUGUGAAGCUUUUUUAAAGGCCAAAGUAAAAAAUGGAUUUACUGAGUGGCCCACCACCAUAACUAUGUUCUGAGUUCUGUGGAACUUCAUAUGUAGGUUACGUAAAGAUGAGUAGAAGUUUUGUGUCAAAUUCAGCAAUUUAGAACAAUGGAAGCAAAAUACAAAUUGUUAAUUACUUAGUUAUUCCUGCACAGUACAUCUGAUAAAUUAAGAAUAUUUUGAGGAGAAGCAAUUCUUUAUAAUAACGCUGGGACUGUAUGAUAAUCACUUUGUAAUUACCAAACAACCCAACUGAGGCAAUGUUCAACAUUAAAUACCAUACAUAUUUAAGACGUCAUAUUGAAUUCCCACUGUAUUGCAAAUGCUUGAUUUUUUUUUUUUUUUUUUUUUUUUUUUUUUUUUUGUGGCUAUUUUAUACCUUUGAUGUGUGUCAGGAAAAUAGAUUAGUUCAAAAUCCCAUGGCCUCAUAGAUAUACUUGAUAAUGUCUCACUUUAAAAUUUCUGACUUGUGAGAGCUCCAUUGUAAAUAAACAUGGCCAGGAUGUUUCUUAAGUCUUGCAAAAAAUAUUAUUAUUAAUAAUAUGAUAUUUGGGCUCUUUUUGAUAUUUGUGAAGUGUAAGUGAAGACAGAACCAAUAACAAAGUGUUCUGGCUGAGGAAAAAUAACGCUCCACUGAGUGCUGUUUGGUUUUUCUAAGAUGUACAGGUGUAUGGUAAUUACUUUUUUGAAUGUGAGUUUGAAUGUGAUUGGUUGAUUCUGAGCACAGUCAUAUGCCCUGUUACAAAAGGGUGUUCACACUGAUGCAGCCAGGUUAUUUUAAGUUUUUCUUUUUCAUUUGAAUUUUGUUGGUUGUUAUAUCACUGCAAUUGUAACAGGGGUGUGUAGACUUUUUUAUAUCCACUGUACAUCUAGGCCUAAUGUGUAAAAAAAAAUAAAAUAAAUAAAUAAAUAAAAAUAAAAAUGUUUUCCAGUUUUGCAUGUUUGCCUUAAUGAAUAUGCAAUGUGGGGCAUUUACACCUAAAAGUGCUGUGGAGGGUGCACAGGGUAGAGUCAAUGCAAAUGGAUUAUACUAGAAGCUGCAAUGUGACUCACUAAACUUGAAAAAUCCCUUUAGGAACAGUGAUGUGCAAGUUGAUAAGUAUGAAGUAUGGAGUCUGUUUCCUCUAGAUGAAUACAAAAUUAAACAAUUA